Molecule: messenger RNA, 1725 nt
Organism: Osmerus eperlanus (European smelt)
Lineage: Eukaryota; Metazoa; Chordata; Actinopteri; Osmeriformes; Osmeridae
Product: LHFPL tetraspan subfamily member 6 protein-like
Exons: 4
Coding region: 485-1087 (200 amino acids)
Cellular component (GO): membrane
Source: RefSeq, a predicted model, not a curated record
CUGGGGGUUGUUUGAUUGAUGGUCCCCUUGCGACUAGUGCGGCUCACAGACAACUCACGCCCCAGUCUUCCACACCAGCUCAAGCAGGAAUGUCGAUUCGCAACUGAGUCGGAUGAUUUGCCAGCGUUUCAGCAUUCGCUGGUUACAGUCAGCCUAACUUUGCCUUGCCUCUUUUGUAGUAGUCUCCCAAUCAUAACUUUUGUUCAUUGCUGUUAGUGAUAUAUUUUUGUUAAUCUAAUCAUGAUCUGACAACCAUUUUCGUCCAAAAAAAGUUUGUUUCGGCGUUGUUAUGCCUGUUUCGUAAAUAGAAAUGAAGAAAUACGGAUUCAUUCAAUCAAGCGUUAUUUGGGAUCCUGUCAUAACGGGACAGUCACUGAUAAGAUGAGCCUUCUGGUCAUAUUCAGUUCCAACAGCAUAAAGAACGGAGUUGAACUCAGUGAAGACUAUCAAGACUACUGUUACUAGUUCUGUAAGAGUGGCUACUAUGGCAUCUAGCCUGACAUGUGCAGGUUUCAUAUGGACCCUUCUGUCCCUCCUGUGUGCGGCGGCCUCCUGUGUCGGCUUUUUCAUGCCAUACUGGCUGCUGGGUUCUCAGAUGGACAAGCCUGUGUCCUUUGGCACAUUCCGACGCUGCUCCUACCCAGUGAGGGACGAGGAGAUGCAGGCCACGGUGAUGUUGGAGCAGUGUGGGCGCUAUGCCUCCUUCCAGGGCAUCCCUAGUCUGGAGUGGAGGAUCUGUACUAUUGUGACGGGUGUGGGGUGUGGCCUGCUGCUUCUGGUGGCCCUUACUGCCCUCAUGGGCUGCUGCAUCUCUGACCUCAUCUCCAGAACUAUUGGUCGCGUGGCUGGUGGAAUCCAGUUUGUAGGAGGACUGCUAAUAGGAUCUGGCUGUGCCCUCUUCCCCCUAGGCUGGGACAGUGAAGAGGUCCGACAGACCUGUAACAACAGCUCAGACCAGUUUAAACUGGGUUCCUGUCAGAUUGGCUGGGCAUACUACUGCACUGGGGCUGGGGCGGCGGCAGCCAUGCUGCUAUGUACCUGGCUGUCCUGUUUUGCUGGGAAGAAGCAAAAGCAGUACCCCUACUGACGGAGUGAAGAGUGAGAGAAAGAAGCAAGGGACAGGGAUUUGGCUACACAAGGGACAAUUAUGUGUCAGUGUACAGCACAAGAGAGCAACACACUACAGCACAACAAAGGCAGGAUAAUUAACAGUACUAUGUUCAUCAGGAGGCACACUUUGUCUGAACCACUUCAGAUACUUUUUACUGUGGAGUGCACAACCAUGUUUUCAGUAAGCUGAUAUUUUUUUUCUGUAGUUGAGGUGAAAAAUAGAAGGAACAAUCCAAACAUUGUUGUGUAACUAUAUAUCUUGUUAAAACAGUGUUUUCAUUUCUCCAUGGACUCCAUGUUUUGUGAUUUUUUUGGUGCUAUUAGGCGUCUCUGUGUUGUAUUCAUGGCUUAUGCUUGCCUUAAAACACUGGGGGGGAAAUCACAAAAAAUACUGUAAAUGCAAUAAUCUCCCUUGUGUAAAGCAAGCCUUUUUCUUCCAUAAAACCCAUUCAGAUUCAAAAGACCUAAUAAUAGUUCAUUAACGUAUGCCUUCAAUUUACAGCAUGAGUUGUGUAUGAUCAUGGAUAUUUGACCAUAUUAGCAAAUGUUUUGUAUACACAUUUCAAUAAUUCUUAAUUAUUUUCUGUUUGUAAAUAAAUAUUCAUUAUCUAGGUA